Messenger RNA from Scomber japonicus (chub mackerel), 2174 nucleotides. RefSeq names its product SANT and BTB domain regulator of CSR (gene sanbr). The transcript is spliced from 20 exons. The record is from RefSeq and is a predicted model, not a curated record. The coding region runs from base 1 to 2118 and encodes 705 amino acids. Lineage: Eukaryota; Metazoa; Chordata; Actinopteri; Scombriformes; Scombridae.
AUGAGCCGCUUCUGUUCGGACAACAACAACUUCCCUUACGACAACAACGUCCUGGUGUUGGACAUGGUGUUGGGCUCUCUGUGGGGAGUGCCCCAACCCAUAAACUGGGACAACGUAGCCAAGCUGGUUCCAGGAUUCACACCAAAGGAGUGUGCCCGUCGCUUUGAGGAGCUGAAAGGCACCGGGGGUUUCCCUCACGUUGACAACCAGUGUAAUGACCUGACAGAGGGAAACACCUCGCCUGAAGACGGGCUGUCCACACUGCUGCACAACGGGGAGGUGGUGGAGACAGGAAGCAGCCAGAGCGUUAGCAAAGUAACAGGCUCCAAAUCGACAGGGCCAGGAAGGACUGGUGCUGUGGAGAAGAGGGAGAAAAGAGCCUCAGUGGAGGAGGAUGAUAAACCUCAGAAACCUAGAGAUCCUAACAUGGUCAUACACGUGUGCGAUGAAACCAAGAACCUGAAGCAGGACUUCACCUGUCCCAGAGAUCUUCUGGUGAAAGAGAUGCGCUACUUCGCCGAGUAUUUGUCCGUAGACGCCCAGAGGUGGGAGGAGGUGGACAUCUCGGUCCACUGCGACGUCCAGAUCUUCGACUGGCUCAUGAACUACGUCAGGAGGAACUCGGCCGGAGAGGGAAACAAGGACAAACCCCGGCUCGAGCCCAGCAAUGUGAUCUCAAUCCUGAUCUCCUCCGAGUUCUUGAAGAUGGAUACGUUAGUGGAGGAGUGCAUCCAGUACUGCCACAAACACAUGAGUGCCAUCGUGUCCACGCCCUGCAACAUGAACUGCAUCAACAGCAACCUGACCACGCGCAUCGCCGAGCUCUUCAACCACAACGAGGCCGACGACAUCAGGGAUAAAAAGGACAAGUUCAAGAGCAAAUUGUUUCAAAAGAAAAUUGAGCGUCUCUUCGACCCAAACUACCAGAGCAGAGAUUCACCCAGAAACGCCUCCUCUCUCUAUCGGUGUGGCCUGUGCCUUAAAAUACUGACCAAAGACACAGAGAGCAAGAUCUCCUGCGUUCCAGGGAAAAUCAACAUCGACCCGCGUGGAGAGAUCAUCUACACACACCCAAGGCAGAAGAACUGGGAUGUGCAUGAUUACCUCAAUGGUCUGUAUGAGGAGCUCAAAUCCUGGGUCCUGGUCUACUGGAGAAUCUGGGGUACAGUCAACUAUCUCACCUGCUCACGAUGCCAACAGGAAUUUGUGUGUGCAGAGCUAACCCACUGCAAGUACCAUCCAGACAGUGUGCUGUACCCCGGCUUGGGUACAGAGAAAGGCUGGCACGGUGCAGGAAUCUACCCCUGCUGCAACCAGAGAGUUCUCCGAUUUGACCCCACUGGUAUGCCCAAGGGCUGUAAGAUGCGAGACCACAUAGUGAACAUGCCGGAUGAGGAGAACUGUGACGAGGCCAUGCUGGCUCAGACCAGAGUCCUGAACGACCUGCUGCUGCACAGAGACGCUGUGUGUUUGUCCAGCACGCCGCCUGCAGAGAGUGCGGAGGAGAGUCCGACCGGUGCAGAGAAGGUUCAGGACUGUGACGUUCUCCUGGAGCCGACCCUCUUCAGACCUCUGAGGGGAGACAGCAGCACAUUUUCCCUUUUGAAAAACUGGAGUCUGCAACUGAGGCAACAGUCUCUGCUGUCAGAGGAUGAGGAGUACACCACGGGGUCAGAGGUCACUGAAGAUGAGGUGGGGGAUGAAGAGGAGCUGUCCAAGAAACAAGCUGCUAAGAAGGCCAAGAAGGCCCACAGACCUCUGAAAAAACAAUUGUCCUCUCCAAACUUCCAACGCAGAGACAAACCAGAGAAAUCACAGUCCAGAGACAACACACCUUUCACGGUGAGCCUUCAGAAAAGUAAGUGGGACAGUUCUCGCUCCAUGCGGUACAACCAGGACGCUCAGAGAGAAGAAGACCAGCGUCGCAUGGUGGAGAUCGUCGGCUACUUGACCAAGAUGAGGUUUGGAGAUCAGGAGCAGAGUAAAUCCAAGGAUACUAAAGAGCCUGCAGGGGGAAUCUACUCCAAACUGGAAGUGCAAUUCAAAAGUAACGCCAGACAGAGUUCAGAGAAGACACCCAGAACUAAAGUACGCUACGCUCAGAUCCGGACAACCUAGAAGAUGCUACGAGGAGAGAAAAAAAAUCUGCUGAACUUUUAUUAAAGGAUGAGCAG